Acinonyx jubatus (cheetah) is the source of this 8313-nucleotide messenger RNA. It is a transcript of the gene HPSE2, whose product is annotated as heparanase 2 (inactive). NCBI's taxonomy places the organism in Eukaryota, Metazoa, Chordata, Mammalia, Carnivora, Felidae. Gene Ontology annotation, molecular function: hydrolase activity, acting on glycosyl bonds. The record is from RefSeq and is a predicted model, not a curated record. Bases 1916 to 3694 code for a protein of 592 amino acids. Gene Ontology annotation, cellular component: membrane; extracellular matrix. The transcript is spliced from 12 exons.
UGAGAUCACGACCUGAGCCAAAGUCAGACACUCAACUGACUGAGCCACCAAGGCGCCCCAAAACCAUACAUAUUUUAAAGGAUUUAGUUGUGUUAGAAAUUUUCAGGAACCAAAAGAAGCAGGUAGGCCUUAAGGGCCGAAGCCUACAUGUAAUAGUUCGGUGUAACAUCUUGGUUUUUAAAAUCAUCUUUAAAUAAUAUGCCUUGGAUUUUCUUUCUCCUUUGGCCUUAUUUUAUCCUGGUCUACUUCUAUGAGGUCUUCAUGGCACUUCCCAGUUUAACCCAACCUAACCUCUGUAUUUCUUUGUUGCUUGGUUUGAAAGAAUCUCCUCAGGGAACCUCAGCUGAAGGUCAUAUAUUCCAGCCCUUUUCAGAUUCCUGAAUCCUGUCUGGGGGGAAAGAAGGGGAGACAGGUUGCUAUUUCAGUUUUUGUGGUCUCUGAGACUGCCAUUUGCACAUCCACAUUUGGGGAAUCUGCAUUUUAGAAUUUUGCCUGUUUGACGUCUGGAGGCCCUGGGAUGCUAAUGCAUACCCAUUGUGGGUAGAAUAGUGAUCUUCAUCUACCAAGUAGAAGGCUCAUUUUGUUCCAGAAAGAAGUUGAAAGUGGGGCCCAACCAUGUCACUACAGCCAACUGGGCCUUUUCACCCUGUGCUUGGGUAUGGGACCCGUGGCUCUGCCUGAGAGGUGUGGGUCAGGGUCUGUGAGCUAGGGCCGGUGGUGUACCAUGAGGCUCCUGGCUGUUCUGGAGCAUCCAGGGACUAUGUCUGUUCGGACACUGACUGUGACUCCUGGCCGAGUUUGAAAACCCUGCUGUGUUACUCUGUUCCUUUCCCUCACCAUAAAGUCGCACUUCCAUGCAGGAGGGAUGCCCGUGGUCGAGGGACUGGAGGCACUGGAAGGGCAAGUCUAAAUGGGCUUGUGCAGCGGAGUGGCCAAGCCUUGGCUCAGAUGGGCGAAGCCCCGCCCAUAAUAUCCAAGCACCGACCAAGUGGCUUUGACUUGAACUAAGUCAGCGUAUACUGAAGUCCCCAAGACACUUUCUCCUUGGCUGCAGUCAGAACGGAGCCAUGCGCAGCCUGGGCCCUUUGCCCCUACCGGCGGAUAAGCCCUUUGACCUGGUCGUUCUUUGUAUUCCUUCUGGCCACUGUUUUUCCUAACGAGGUCAGAGGAUGCUUCUGUGUGGCUGCCCAGCACGUCGCAGAGGUCCAUACUUGUGUCCAUGAAGUGCACUCUGUGCUCUGGCAGGAAUCACCAUCGCUACCGCAGGACCCCCUUUGCAACUUAACCACUCUAGCUGUGGCUGCCUCAACCAAAAGGAAAGGGCCCAGCGCGGAUGAAAUGCUGUCCGGAGAAACAGGCGCACGGCGAGUGCGCAAUCUUUACUCCAGCGCGCCCAGGGCUGGCGCUGGGGCUUUCCUGUCGGGAUGGAAGCUAGAACCGCCCUCCCCAGAGCCUCCCUGGGAGGGAAGUAAAACCAAGACGUCCCGCCCCGUACCCAAAACGUUACAACCACACAGUUUCGAUCCAUCUCUCCGCUUCCUGACCCUAGAGGGUUAAAUCAGGAGGGUACAACGCCACCCCUUCCUCCUACUUCCCGCCUCCCCCCUCCACCCCCUUACCUUUAAAAAGUUAAAAAAUGUCUGCAGUUGAAAUCUCUUAAAGGGGCGGUGCUGGUGAACGAGUACUCUUGGCACGAGUCGCUGAGAAGGCUGGCUAGGGGCGUGAGUUCGCUCCACCAGCACCAAAACACUGAAAAAAAAAGAGAGAGAGAGAGAAAGAGAGCAAGAGAGGGGGGAAAAAAGGAAAGGAAAAAAAAACGGGGGGGGGGGGAGGCAGACAGACACACACUUUAGAUAAGGACAAUUAGUCACCAGUGAGACCCUGUAGGAAGAGAGGUUUAAAUCAGAGGGAUUUAAUGAGGGUGCUCUGUGCCUUCCCUGAAGCCAUGCCCUCUAGCAACUCCCGCCCCCCCUCGUGCCUAGCCCCGGUGGCUCUCUUCUUGGCUCUGUUGCUCCAUCUCUCCCUUUCCUCCCAAGCUGGAGACAGGAGACCCUUGCCUGUAGACAGAGCUCCAGGUUUGAAGGAAAAGACCCUGAUUCUACUUGAUGUGAGCACCAAGAACCCAGUCAGGACAGUCAAUGAGAACUUCCUCUCUCUGCAGCUGGAUCCGUCCAUCAUUCAUGAUGGCUGGCUCGAUUUCUUAAGCUCCAAGCGUCUGGUGACCCUGGCUCGGGGACUUUCGCCCGCCUUCCUGCGCUUCGGGGGCAAAAGGACCGACUUCCUGCAGUUCCAGAACCUGAGGAACCCGGCGAAAAGCCGCGGGGGCCCCGGCCCGGAUUACUAUCUCAAAAACUAUGAGGAUGACAUUGUUCGAAGUGAUGUUGCCUUGGAUAAACAGAAAGGCUGCAAGAUUGCUCAGCACCCUGAUAUUAUGCUGGAGCUCCAGCGGGAGAAGGCAGCUCAAAUGCAUCUUGUUCUUCUAAAGGAGCAAUUCUCUAAUACUUACAGUAAUCUCAUAUUAACAGCCAGGUCUCUAGACAAACUUUAUAACUUUGCUGAUUGCUCUGGACUCCACCUGAUAUUUGCUCUAAAUGCACUGCGUCGUAAUCCAAAUAACUCCUGGAACAGUUCUAGUGCCCUGAGUCUGUUGAAGUACAGUGCCAGCAAAAAGUACAACAUAUCUUGGGAACUGGGUAAUGAGCCGAAUAACUAUCGAACCAUGCAUGGCCGGGCAGUAAAUGGCAGCCAGUUGGGAAAGGAUUACAUCCAGCUGAAGAGCCUGUUGCAGCCCAUCCGGAUUUACUCCAGAGCCAGCUUGUAUGGCCCUAAUAUUGGGCGGCCCAGGAAGAACGUCAUUGCCCUCCUAGAUGGAUUCAUGAAGGUGGCAGGAAGCACAGUGGAUGCAGUUACCUGGCAACAUUGCUACAUUGAUGGCCGGGUGGUCAAGGUGAUGGACUUCCUGAAAACUCGCCUGUUAGACACACUCUCUGACCAGAUUAGGAAAAUUCAGAAAGUGGUUAAUACAUACACCCCAGGAAAGAAGAUUUGGCUUGAAGGUGUGGUGACCACCUCAGCUGGAGGCACAAACAAUCUAUCAGAUUCCUAUGCUGCAGGAUUCUUAUGGUUGAACACUUUAGGAAUGCUGGCCAAUCAGGGCAUUGACGUUGUGAUACGACACUCAUUUUUUGACCAUGGAUACAAUCACCUUGUGGACCAGAAUUUCAACCCAUUACCAGACUACUGGCUCUCUCUCCUUUACAAGCGCCUGAUUGGCCCCAAAGUCUUGGCUGUGCAUGUGGCUGGGCUCCAACGGAAGCCACGGCCAGGCCGAGUGAUCCGGGACAAACUAAGGAUUUAUGCUCACUGCACAAACCACCACAACCACAACUAUGUUCGAGGGUCCAUUACACUUUUUAUCAUCAACCUGCACCGAUCAAGAAAGAAAAUCAAACUGGCCGGGACCCUCAGGGACAAGCUCGUGCACCAGUAUCUACUGCAGCCCUAUGGACAGGAGGGCCUGAAGUCCAAGUCAGUGCAGCUGAAUGGCCAGCCCUUAGUGAUGGUGGAUGAUGGGACCCUCCCAGAACUGAAGCCCCGCCCCCUGCGGGCCGGCCGGACAUUGGUCAUCCCUCCAGUUACCAUGGGCUUUUAUGUGGUCAAGAAUGUCAACGCUUUGGCCUGCCGCUACCGAUAAAACACCCUCACAGUCACAAGCUACCAGCAGGCCUGCUGAACUGCUUUCCACUCUCCUGCCCUAAUAGUGUCCUUAUUUUUCAGACAUCUUCUUAGCAACAAACCAGUCUCUGCUGCCCAAUCCUGCUGGAAUCAGCACAGACUUGCUCUGCAAAGAGACAAAUGCCGUAGCAUGAGCUUAGCCUAGGUAGGCCACAUCCACCCCGAAGGAAAAUGUAGACAUCACCCGUACCUAUGUAAGGAUGAAGGUAUGUGUGUAGACCUGUAUGUAUCCAUGUACACGUACCAUGAAAACAAGCUGACGGCACGCUCCCAGGACCAAGGAAACAACUCUCCAUGAUCCUGGUCACAUAGCAAUAGAACUAUGGCUCUGAGCCUGUGAUGGCUGCCCUCUGCAGAAGAUGAGGAAAGAAAUAACCAGGUGGGCCUGAAAGAGCCCAGCCCUCUCCCAACUCCUUUCCUUGGCCUGUUCCCUUCUGUUGCCCUGGGUUUCCUACCACCUCUCUUCCCACAGGGGAACAAGUGGGUGGGUCAGCGCCGGCCUGCCGGGCGAGCUGUUUAUGUCAUUUCCUGGCUGAUGUAUGAGUGUGCGCAUCUGGGCUUCUGACAGUGGCAUCCAUCACUCGCUAUUCCUCUGGGAAACGGGUGCUUCCAAAGUAAAAUUGCAAUCAUACUCCAGAUUUUGUAAAAGGGUUCUACUCCUCUGUGAAUCCAGAUUCCCCUUGGGUCGGAAUGGGAGUCAGGUAACAAUAUUCAUGGAGUGGAGAACAAUGUGUUAGGCACCACAAAAAGCAAUCAUCAUCCGUCAUGUGUCUGGGAGGGAGAGAGUUUUAGUACGAAGAGAAAGCACGCUGAACCACCACAGACACAUGCACACAUGCACGCACACCCCCACUGAACAAGCAAGUAAUUAGACCUGCAUCAAAUCUGAGAGAAUCUUAAGAGCUUGUAGAGCAAGCCCUUCAUGGCUUGUUUGACCAAAACCAUAAAAAACUGUAUAAAUCAAAAGUCAUUGGAUCUAACCUUUCUGCCUCUUCCUAAGUAGCUGUGUGCCUCUCAAUGGCAUUUACUGGGCAGAAAUCUAAUCUGGUCAUGAAAGAUGACCAGGUCUGUGCUAUCCCGGACCAGCCAGUGUGAGCACAGAACAAAGUUUUCAGCUCACCACCUGGGGCAAGGGGGAAUCUGGAGGUGGAGGUCUGGUGGGGAACUGUGGGGUGGUGGGUGGGAAGCCCCUGGGUUGGGGAGGGGGAAGCAGACUGAUUUAAAGUUCAUGAUAAAGAACUUCUGUAUGAUUCAAGGGGUAAGACUCAAAUAAGCUGCCACUGAAAUGACCGUCUUUUUGCGGGUUUGAUUUUCUUUCUCAGGAUAAAGGACAUGAAUGGCGCUUUUUCAAAGGAGGAGAUAUUUGACAACGUCAGAGGGUUCCAAUUAAGAGAGCAGUCUGGUUUCUGCUGUUGAGAGAGGGUAGGAGAGGAGUGGAGGGGCAGGGUUGCUGAGGCCAGGGGCCAGGCGGAUGCCUAAGAUGCCCAAAGGGCUUAGGACAGGGCCAGGUCUGAGGUGAGACUUGGGAGGAAGAUUACACAAGGGAGGAAGUCCAGGAGACUCAGCUGGGAGAAGCGGGCAUUUGGGAGAGGGAAGCCCACGGGCGCAUUCUAUUAGGCACGAGGCAGAGAGUGGACUCGGUUUUGAGGUGUUUGUCAGCAGGUGUGGGAGGACGACAACACAGGAGGUUGGUGCCACCGCCAGCACAAAGGGGGGCCAAGGACUGGGCUGGACCCGGUCAGCGGGUGUGCUCUGCCUGGAAGCAAUGGGGGCCUCCUCUUCUCGGGAAGCAGGCACCUUCUGCCAAAGGCUCAGCUCUGUGAGGGGAGGAGAGAGAAGUGCCAAGAUCCGGGAUAGAAAGCAGGGAAAGUAGAGUCAGAGGACAGCCCAAGUGAGGAAGAGAGAGGAAAAGAGACAAAUAAGUUGUUUCUCCAAGCUUUAAAAAAAUGUGUGCAGAUAUCAAAACCUCUUCUAUGUGCCGUACAGGCAUAGCUGCAAGCGCCUGCUGAUGACGCGAGUAAGUGGCUGUCUCUGCGGGCCUGGGCCUGGGCCUGGCUAGUUUGCUUUACGAACAUAGUAGCCCCCUGAAGGAGUCACCAGUUUCACCCCCACCUUCCUGUGAGCACAGAGACGUUCAUAGCCUACCUGGGGCCACCCAGGGGAGUGGAUUGCUGAGCUCAGAAUAAUCCAGAGCCUGCUCAUUUAACCAGCAGGCCCAGGGGUCGCCCGCCUCACAGCCUCACUCCCUUACCUUUCCACAGGUCCUGCUAAUUCACUGCAGCAAACCUCCAGAGCUCUGUGCAAGCACAGUCUGUGUAAAUAGUGCUGGUUCUUCACUAAGCUCCUAAGCUUGCAGAAUACAGGCAAUUUCUGCUUCUUUUAUCUUUCUCUGUGUAUUAAAUGCUCCCAAGAGGUUUAAGUUUUGUUUUUUGGGUUUUUUUGGGUGUUUUUUUUUUGUUUUGGUUUUUAUUUUUUUUUAGUUAAUAAAGGGAUAAGGGAAUCACUGAAAUGUAUCUUUGAGAUCCUGCAAUUCUAACUUUGCAACUGUCUCAUGGAAGAAGUAUUUGCAUUAUUCAAAGGAUACUGAGAAACUCACAAUAACAUCACAUUCUGCAAGGAUUUCGGUACAGGGCAUCUGUCCUGGCUUUUUCAUUUUGGAGUGGAACAUGAUUACUAAAUCAGUAGGGAUCACUUCUUAUAAGGGAUUCCCCGAUCACACUCCCCCCCCCCCACAAAAAAAAAAAAAAAACAGCCCGUGGCAAAACUCAGCAUCACAGUGCACAUUAGGGGAGCAGGCUUGCCAGGCUGGGCCCUGGAACAAGAGAGUUCAGCCACCAGCCUUCCAGAUCAGAUUUUUCCUCCUAAAACAAGACAUGGCCGAGAUCAUCUAAGACUUUAGAACCACUUUACUUUAAACUGAAGAAUGGCCUUGCAGAAAUGCUUAUUUGAAAGCAUAAUAAAAGUAUAAUGAGAAGUCUGUGCCUUUUAUUGAAACGAUUUUCUGCUCUUCCUGCCUCUAGGAAUGAUUUUCUUUCUCCUUUCUUAUCACAAAGGCUCAGAACAAAUUCUCAUUGUUAUUUGAAGAAAGAGUCUCAAUUCUUCUACUACCCUGAAAAAGCUGCAACUGUGGGAUAUUAGCUUAUCUUUGGCUGGAGAAACGCUUGAAAAUCCCAAAACUGGGCUACAAUGAGACUAAGUAAGGCCCAGCACUCCCAGAACCGCAAUUCCCAGUGGCCCACUUGCCUUUGUAGCCCCAGCCCUUCCCCAGUAGUUGUCCAGUCCCCGGGCAGAUGGGUCCAAGCCAUGUACCCUCCAGAAUGGCAGAGGUCAUUGGUGGAUUCCAUCUGAAAGGCCCCCGCUGGCCUUUAGCACUAGGAGUUGCUGAGGCCUCCUGAGGUGGGAGUGGGAAGGGCCCCGCAGGGUUGUGACCUGCUGAGCUGCCCAGUGCUCCAGGCCAUGCCCAGCCUCUGCAGGUGUGCUCUGCCCUUGCACUCCAGGCCCCUGUGUCUGAGAGGGAUGCGGCUGCUGGAUUCCCCUUGGAAAUCCGCUGAGAACAGUUUUAUUUCGGAAAACAAGAGGGCAGUGUUUAAAUCCAGCAGAAGCAAAGGUGAACUAGGUGGAUACCGCUGGCAGUAAAAACACCAGGACAGAAGAGGACUUUAAAAAUGUGAAGCAUCAAGAGAGCAGCCAAAAAUAAUAGACAUCUGGCUUGGAGAAGGCAAGGGAAGAAUACAUAAACAUUUAUGUAACAAGGCUCCUCCACUAUCCCUUCUCUCCAACCUCAGUGCCCCUGCCCCAGCCUGGACACUGCUCAUUGCUUUUCCACUAACUUCUCUCCAGUUCCAUGGCCUUCCCUCUGCCACGGACGCCCAACCCAGAGCGCAGGGAAAUCUGCUGUACUGAGAGGGAAUUAAAUCUUGAUUGUAGAAUUGUUUGCAAUCUUUUCUUGGGAUGUGCCAGAAUUGCAAAUAAGACAGUAAACGGCACUCACAGAUAAACAGUUUUUAUAAAGCCCAAACAAUUGGAGUUUUAUAAUCACUGCUCCUGAGUUCCACUAACAGAGACACAGAAGCUUCUGUAACUACCUUCCCGGGCCCAGUCCCGGGUGGUGACUGGGGAAGACCAGAGAAGUGAUUUGUCCAAGGCCAUCUAGAUAAGCAGAGUCAGAAUCAGAUAUCGAACCCACAUCUAUUGAACUCCAAAGCCUGCUCUCACUGCAUUGUGCUCUCUCUAAUUGGACUGGUGGUGGCCACCUUUUUCUCACCUCCAAAUUGCCCACAGCUAGCUUUCUUACCGGCCUGUGUGUGUCUACAGAGAACCCUAGCAGUGCCUUCGCCCAGAACAGCUGGUGUCAAGUAUGGGAAAGCCAACUCGCAGUUCUGAUGAGUAGUGAGUAGGGCUGUGAGCAGCCUGUGCUGUAAAUGGAAUAUGUUUUUCUGUAGAAUAAAGGACCAGUCUUACCACCACCACCCACCACAGGUGAUGAUUCCUGAUAUUUCUAAGUCCUGGAGGUGAGUGGCAGAGCCAGUCAGCACCCACACAUGCACUGCCUCUGAGAUCAUUGCUCCUCCUGCCCCA